Neurospora hispaniola is the source of this 753-nucleotide messenger RNA. RefSeq lists its product as uncharacterized. The record is from RefSeq and is a predicted model, not a curated record. The transcript has 2 exons. NCBI's taxonomy places the organism in Eukaryota, Fungi, Ascomycota, Sordariomycetes, Sordariales, Sordariaceae. Bases 1 to 564 code for a protein of 187 amino acids.
AUGUCCUACAGCACUAAUUUGCAACCCCCUCAGCCCGUUCCUGGCCUCAAGAUAACCGUACAAUUCGUCAUCAGCGAGCGUGAUGGCCAACCCCACAUCACCAUCCGACCCAUUGUCAAUCAUCGCCGUCUCCUUAGUCCUGUCGGCAACCGCUGGUUCAUGCCCUGGGAAGAACGCAUCCAAUCCACCAUCACCUUCCCUCCUGAGCGCGAGGAGCUUCGUCGAUACAUCCGCGAUCAAAUGCUCUGGUGCAACCCAACCGGCGUAGUUCAAGCGACCGACGACCAAAUCAUCUUGAAGGGAAUUCCUGAAGUUCUUCUACAUACAGUGGAGAAUUCGCGCUCAGCAUGCCGGAAGCAGGGAUCAGGGAAGGAGCUUCUGGAGGUGGAAGAGAUCGACUGGGCGGAUGUGGAGAUGAGUAGGGAUGGGUGGGGUGAAGUGUUCAAGGAGCUGGUGAAGGGGAGGAGGGAGUUGGUGGUUGGGGAGACGAGGGUGAGGGCACUUCCGCGGGAAGGGUUGGAUGUCGAGCGGAAGAGGUUGGUGUUUUGGAGUUCUCUAGUUUAGAAUGGUAGAUGGAAGGGACGGAAGUAGAUAGGGGUGCUGCCAGGGAAGAAGUAUAAUGGUUGGGUUGCCAGCCAUUCAGCAUGGGACUGAGUAUAGGGAAGACAAUGAGUGGGGGUAGACCUAUCAUCGCUCACAUGGGAAGAGUAGGAUCUGGAAUGAAUGCAAGAAGAAGAGAACUAUUAACUUGGC